Molecule: messenger RNA, 1373 nt
Organism: Beta vulgaris subsp. vulgaris (sugar beet)
Lineage: Eukaryota; Viridiplantae; Streptophyta; Magnoliopsida; Caryophyllales; Amaranthaceae
Product: glucan endo-1,3-beta-glucosidase
Biological process (GO): carbohydrate metabolic process
Cellular component (GO): plasma membrane
Molecular function (GO): hydrolase activity, hydrolyzing O-glycosyl compounds
Source: RefSeq, a predicted model, not a curated record
CCUCUUCUCUCCAAUAAUAAUUUAACUUUAACGUGGAAAAUAAUCAAUUGAAGUUCAUCGAUUCACGGGUAGUAAUUGACUUGGCCGUUGACCCAGUAAUUGAAGUUUCUGUUCUCAGUUCUCACACUGCUAUUUCUUCUAUAUAUAGAGACAUAUACAAGAACUUAAUGCAAUCAAGGAAACUAAUACAUUUCAUUUUUAUUUUCCGUAGCUAUGCCAAGUAAUCAUCCCAUGGCUGUCCCCACCUUGCUGCUGAUUAUCAUGGUGUUCUUAUCACUUAGCUUACGCUUUACAGAAGCACAAAUUGGAGUAUGCUAUGGAAGAAUUGCGGACAAUUUACCGGUGGAGAAAGAUGUGGUGAACCUCUAUAAAUCCUACGGCAUAGGCGCAAUGAGACUUUAUGAUCCGGAUCUCGCAGCUCUUAAAGCCCUUCAAGGAUCAGGCAUUAAACUCAUGUUGGGUGUUCCUAAUGAAAAAAUUAAGUCUCUCGCGUCGCAUCGAUCGGCCGCAAUGCAAUGGGUUAAGACCUACGUCGUUCCCUUUGCAUCGUCGAUCAAAUAUAUCGUUGUCGGAAACGAAAUCCAUCCAUCCGAUCAACAAGCACCAUCAAUUCUAUCGGCCUUAAAAAAUGUCCGCAAGGCCCUAAAUUCAAAUACCUUAACAAGUAAAAUUAAGGUUUCUACAUCCAUUGAUACAACCCUAAUCAUAAAUUCGUAUCCACCUUCAAAAGGCGAAUUUAAUAACACAUCAUAUAUUACUCCAAUAAUCAGAUUUUUAAGUACUAAUGAGUCACCUUUGUUAGUUAAUAUUUACACUUACUUUGCUUACGUUAGUAAUAAGCAAAGUAUUAGUAUUGACUAUGCACUAUUUACGUCCAAUGGAACUGUGGUUACUGACCCUAAUAACGGAAAGAAUUACCAAAAUUUAUUUGAUGCAAUGGUGGAUUCAGUUUACGCGGCUCUUGGGAAGGUUGGUGCACCUAACAUGGUGAUUACGGUGUCCGAAACUGGGUGGCCGUCGGGAGGUGAAGAUGCUGCCACGGUAGCGAAUGCGGGGACUUAUUACAAGAAUUUGAUGAAUCAAGUAAAGAAGGGGACUCCAUUAAAACCAGGGCAAGCAAUUGAAACAUACUUGUUUGCAAUGUUUGAUGAGAACAAUAAAACGGGAGCUCCAGAGCGUCAUUUUGGGCUGUUUACUCCUGAUCAGCGUGCUAAAUAUGGGAAACUCAAUUUCAGCUAAUAGUUUUUCCUAUGCAAUGAUUUCAUCCUUUUUUGGUUGUUCCAAUUGAUUUUUCAAGUUGAAAUCAAGAUUGUAAUCUUUGUCAAGAUAUGUUCACUAAUAUAAAUAAUAAAAAUAUCACUUUUGGCUUUUUA